ACAGCCUGGCAGUUACUGCGUAGGUGGAAGUUCAGGAUACAGAGAGUCCUGAGCACAGGAUAUAAGACAGAGAGACGGAGAGACAGAGACAUGGAUCACAGACAGCUGAGAGACCACAUCCGGAACUUCAGCCUCGGUGACUGCGCUCGGGGCAAUCAGGGGUAUAACCGGGUUCUCCUGCAGCUAUUCGGUUAUACAGGUCAAGGGAAAUCCUCUCUGAUUAAUUCUUGUAUAUACGCCCUGGAUGAUGAGAGAAGAUUUAUAGAACAUGCUUAUGCUCCAUAUUCACCCGGUGCUGCCACUAUGAUAAGAAAAACCUAUGAGCUCACCAGUAACAUCACCAUCGUGGACAACAGACCGUACACUACAAUGGGGACAUUCCAAAUAGCUGAAGUUUAUGCUCAGCUGGGAAACUUCACCCCUCUAAAUGAGAAGGUGGAUCGGAAAGAUAAUUACACUGAUAUGAUGAGAGAAGUGGAGAGAUCUGAAAUGGACCCAAAUUACACAGACUUAAUCGUUCCUGUGUUGGUUUAUAGUGCCAUGCAUGGACUUAGAGAAUGUGAAGAGCAGGAAAUGAAAAUGUUUAUGGAUAAUUGUACAGAAAUGACAGGAGUUGCCCCCAUCAUUGUCCUCACCUCCAAAGACAGCGGAGAUUACUUGGAGUUGGAGAAGCAGUUCAAGCUGAUAGGGGCUGAGACUGUGAUAGCUGUGGAGAACUACACCAAGGAGAGCCAGAUAAAAACUCUGGGGAGAACCACAGACUUCCUGAUGUUCAUUAAUGGCGCCAUAAAACAAGUAAUAUUCCGUAUGGAACAGACAAGGAACCCGCGGGAAGAGCGACUACAGCGGAAGAUAUUCCUGCUCCAGUACAUACAUGAGGCUGAAAUGAAAAUAGAGAAAGAGAAAAGAGAUCGGGAGACGUGCCAGGAAGUAGUUAAUAGUAGAAAGGGAGUUUGGGGAUGGUAUAAUUGGGUGUUACGUAGGUAGAGAUGCCAGAUGUGAGCAGGGGCUGAUGUUAUUAAAUGGGAAAUAUCACUUAAAGAGGGUUUUUGUGGCAUAAUUUCACAACCUCCACUUACUGUACCGUAGAUGUAUAAUAGAUGUCCCCACUUUAUACACAAUGCAGGUGUCCCCUUCAUGUGCUUCCAAAUCUCUCUAUAUAUACAUACCACCACCGUGGCCUGGCCACAUCUCCUUCCACAUACAUACCACCACCACCGUGGUCUGGCCCCAUCUCCUUCCACAUACAUACCACCACCGUGGCCUGGCCACAUCUCCUUCCACAUACAUACCGCCACCGUGACCUGGCCACAUCUCCUUCCACAUACAUACCGCCACCAUGGCCUGGUUACAUCUCCUUCCACAUACAUACCACCACCAUGGCCUGGUCACAUCUACUUCCACAUACAUACCACCACCGUGGCCUUUCCACAUCUCCUUCCACAUACAUACCGCCACCGUGGCCUGGUCACAUCUCCUUCCACAUACAUACCACCACCGUGGCCUGGCCACAUCUCCUUCCACAUACAUACCGCCACUGUGGCCUAGCCACAUCUCCUUCCACAUACAUGCCCCCACCGUGGCCUGGCCACAUCUCCUUCCACAUACAUACCGCCACCGUGGCCUGACCACAUCUCCUUCCACAUACAUAUCACCACCGUGGCCUGGCCACAUCUCCUUCCACAUACAUACCGCCACCGUGGCCUGGCCACAUCUCCUUCCACAUACAUACCACCACCGUGGCCUGGCCACAUCUCCUUCCACAUACAUUACUACACUGUUUCUCAAUAAAGGAAUUGAUAUCA
This is a messenger RNA of Pseudophryne corroboree (corroboree frog), 1805 nucleotides long. RefSeq lists its product as uncharacterized. The transcript is spliced from 4 exons. NCBI's taxonomy places the organism in Eukaryota, Metazoa, Chordata, Amphibia, Anura, Myobatrachidae. The record is from RefSeq and is a predicted model, not a curated record. The coding region runs from base 91 to 987 and encodes 298 amino acids.